Meloidogyne enterolobii is the source of this 739-nucleotide messenger RNA. The record is from the annotation of a GenBank genome assembly. Lineage: Eukaryota; Metazoa; Nematoda; Chromadorea; Rhabditida; Meloidogynidae.
UAACCAAAAUGUCUGUACAUCUUCACAAAUAUUAAAAUUAUUUCGUCUAGCCCAAUUCCAAAUAGAAUAUUUACUAAAAAGUCAGCAAGAGAUGGUUGUUAAAGUUGAAAAAAUGGAAAAAUUGGCUAAAAAAUAUAAAAGAGAAAAUAAAAUAAUUAAAGAACAAUUUUGUUAUGGACCUAAUAAUGAAGUUGAAAAUGAAGUUGGAGAAAAUGAAAAGAAAAAUAAGAAAAAUAUUGAAGAAUGUAGUCAUUGGAAGAGAGAAUUAUUCAGGUGUAAUGAAUGUAAUAAAUUAUUUUUACAUUCAAAUUUUUUAUUUGAACAUAUUCAACGUAAACAUAACAAUAAUCACAACAACAAUAUAAAUAUUAAUUUAAAUAAUUUAAAUCCAAAUAGUAAAGCUAUUAAAAUUCUGGGAGUAAAAAAUGAUGAUUUUAUAUUAGACAAUAAUGAAAAAUUAAUUAAUAAUGAUAAAUUAAAUAAUGUAAAAAGACAAAGAAGAGGACAUUCACAAGGAUCCUGGAGAAGUUUACAAAGAAAAAACACCCAAAAACAACAAAACAACACAAACAAUCAAUUAUUAAUAAAUUCACAAAAACAAAAAACAUCUUCAUUUUAUUAUUAUCCUAGCAGUGAAAGAGCAUCUUCUGUUAGUGAAGAAAUUAUUGAAGAAAAGAAUAAUAAUGUAGGAGAGGAAAGUACGAAUAGAACAAUAAUAAUAAGUGAAAAUGAAGAAUAA